AUGGAGGGCUUCAUCAACAAGGCUAAGGAGUUCGCCGGCUCUGAGCAAGGCAAGGACCUGAUCAACCAGUUCUCGGGCAACAAGAACAACAACAACAACAGCAACUCGUCCUCUGGCUUCGGCGGUAACAACAACGACGACUCGUACGGCUCGUCGAACAACAACAACAGCUACGGCUCGUCGAACAACAACAGCAGCUACGGCAGCAACGACGACGACAACAACAACUCGUCGUCUUACGGCUCGUCGAACAACAACAGCAGCAGCUACGGUAGCAACGACAAUGAUAACAACUCGUACGGCAGCGGCAACAACAACUCCUCGUCGUACGGCUCGUCCGGCCGCAACAACGACAACGACAACUCGUACGGCAGUGGAAACAACUCGUCCUCCUACGGCUCGUCCGGUCGCAACAACGACGACAACGACAACUCGUACGGCAGCGGCAACAACAACUCGUCCUCCUACGGUAGCGGCAACAACAACUCGUCGUCGUACGGCAGCAACAACGACAACGACUCGUACGGCUCGACCGGCCGUGGCGGCAACAACUCGUCGUCGUACGGCAGCAACAACGACAACGACUCGUACGGCUCGACCGGCCGUGGCGGCAACAACUCGUCGUCGUACGGCAGCAACAACGACAACGACUCUUACGGCUCGUCCGGCCGCAACAACGACAACGACUCCUACGGCUCGUCUGGCCGUGGCGGCAACUCGGGCGGCUUCGGCAGCAGCAACGACAACGACUCGUACGGCUCCUCGGGCCGCGGCGGCAACAGCGGCGGCUACGGCCGUAGCAACGACAACGACUCCUACGGUUCGAGCGGCCGGGGCGGCUCGGGCUACGGCAACGACAACAGCGACUCGUACGGCUCGAGCAACAACAACAACAACGACUACUAA
Molecule: messenger RNA, 906 nt
Organism: Moesziomyces antarcticus
Lineage: Eukaryota; Fungi; Basidiomycota; Ustilaginomycetes; Ustilaginales; Ustilaginaceae
Product: stress protein DDR48
Exons: 1
Coding region: 1-906 (301 amino acids)
Source: RefSeq, a predicted model, not a curated record